AAAUAGGCGUCAGUGUGCAGUGGCAUGAACAGCACGCCAGGCAAGUGGCAACCCUGAGCAUCAGGACUCGGCAAUCACAGAGAGGCUGGCAGCUGGCGUUAGCUGUGAAGCCUGGAGAAGAGAGAAGAUGGCCCUCCUUGUAGCUCUGGGGCUCUUGCUAGCUGGGAUGUGUCCUGAUGUUCUCUGCUACCGAUGUGGCACACGGCAAGGUGAUGCUGCAGUCCAUGAAGACCAAGAAAAUGGGACACAAGUGGACAGUCUAACAUUGGUCUCCAGGAACACCGACUUUGCCUUCAGCCUCUACAAAAAGCUGGUUUUGAAGAAUCCAGAUAAAAAUGUCGUCUUCUCCCCAUUCAGCAUCUCUAGUACCUUGGCAGUCCUGUCCCUGGGAGCAAACAGUAACACCAUGGAAGAGAUUCUAGAAGGUCUCAAGUUCAAUCUCACAGAGACCCCUGAGGCAGACAUCCACCAGGGCUUUGCGCACCUCCUAGACAUACUCAGCCAGCCAUGGGACCAGGUGCAGAUCAGCACAGGCAGCGCCAUGUUUAUUGAAAAGAGCCUGGAGAUCCUGGCAGAGUUCAGGGAGAAGGCAAGGGCUCUGUACCAGGCCGAGGCCUUCACCACCAACUUCCAGCAGCCUCAAGAGGCCAAAAAGCUCAUCAAUGACUAUGUGAGGAAACAGACCCAGGGGAAGAUCGAGGAACUGAUCUCAGACCUGGAUGAGGAGAUAUCCAUGGUGCUGGUGAAUUACAUCUACUUUAAAGGAAAAUGGAAGAAUCCCUUUGACCCUCAUGACACGUUCAAGUCUGAGUUUCACUUGGACGAGAAGAGGUCUGUGAAGGUGCCCAUGAUGAAAGCUGAGGACCUGACCACACCCUACUUCCGGGAUGAGGAGCUGUCCUGCUCUGUGGUGGAGCUGGAGUACACGGGCAAUGCCAGCGCCCUGUUCAUCCUCCCUGACGAGGGCAAGAUGCAGCAGGUGGAGGCCAGCUUGCGACCAGAGACCCUGAGGAAGUGGAAGAACUCUCUGAGGCCCAGGAUGAUAGAUGAGCUCUAUCUACCCAAGUUCUCCAUCUCCACUGACUACAGCCUGGAGAAUAUCCUUCCGCAGCUAGGCAUCAGGGAAGUCUUCUCCACACAGGCUGAUCUGUCUAGGAUCACAGGAGCCAAGGACCUGAGAGUCUCUCAGGUGGUCCACAAGGCUGUGCUGGACGUGGCUGAGACAGGCACAGAAGCAGCUGCUGCCACAGGAGUCAAAAUAGUUCCAAUGUCUGCAAAAUUUCCUGAAUUGACUGUGGAUUUCAACAGGCCAUUCCUGGUGUUUAUCAUUGAUGGAAAUACUGAUAUUGCCCUCUUUUUAGCCAAAGUCACAAAUCCCAAGAGAGGCUAGAACUUCCCAAACAAUUGGGCUUCUUCCUAGGAGCCAGGGAUGGAGCCUGUGUGUGGGUUUCUCUCUAUGUGCCUUUUGGCCUCCAUGCUAUGCUUGCCAGUGGCAGGCCUGUAUUGGACAGUGAACUUGACCCUCACAUGCACAGAAGCUUCUAGUUGGUCAGUGUCAGGCUCCCAGUCCUCUUGGCAGGACCUGGAAUGAAUCUGUCUUUAUUCUGUCACUGCUACUCCCCUCUGUCUGCUUCUACCCAAAGCCUGGGCCUGACAGAUAGGCUCAGUCCCAAUUUAGGCUCCUGUUUUGUCUGCCCUCAGCUUUGGCAGUCUUGAUGGAACUGUGAAAGCUUACAGGCUUACAACCUCUGUGGACCUCAGGGCUAGGACCAAGAAGGGAACCUGCUGCCCUGUGUCUGUCUGCAGCAUCUGGGACCACUCGGUGCCCAAUUCCUGCCUCACUCUUUUCCCCACUCCAGGGUCUGACACCUACUGCACAGCUGUCCACAUCUGGUACAUUCUUGGAGCCCCCACUUCUCCAGCAGCAUGGGGCCCAUUGGUCAGAUUGGCUCCUUUACCCCUAGCCCUCAUACUCAGGGCUAAGAGCCUUUUUCUAAGUUCACGGCUGAAAAGCCUCAAAUGACAGAUGAACUCCUCUGCCUUCAUCACCCAAAAUAAAGAGCUUUGAUCAAAUGAUCAAA
Messenger RNA from Meriones unguiculatus (Mongolian gerbil), 2081 nucleotides. It is a transcript of the gene Serpina3, whose product is annotated as serpin family A member 3. The transcript has 5 exons. Gene Ontology annotation, biological process: negative regulation of endopeptidase activity. Bases 128 to 1390 code for a protein of 420 amino acids. NCBI's taxonomy places the organism in Eukaryota, Metazoa, Chordata, Mammalia, Rodentia, Muridae. Gene Ontology annotation, molecular function: serine-type endopeptidase inhibitor activity. The record is from RefSeq and is a predicted model, not a curated record.